Nymphaea colorata (pocket water lily) is the source of this 1482-nucleotide messenger RNA. RefSeq names its product fatty acyl-CoA reductase 3-like. The record is from RefSeq and is a predicted model, not a curated record. The coding region runs from base 1 to 1482 and encodes 493 amino acids. The transcript is spliced from 10 exons. Gene Ontology annotation, molecular function: alcohol-forming very long-chain fatty acyl-CoA reductase (NADP+) activity. Gene Ontology annotation, cellular component: intracellular membrane-bounded organelle. NCBI's taxonomy places the organism in Eukaryota, Viridiplantae, Streptophyta, Magnoliopsida, Nymphaeales, Nymphaeaceae. Gene Ontology annotation, biological process: long-chain fatty-acyl-CoA metabolic process; suberin biosynthetic process.
AUGGCGACUCUGAACAACAUUGCUCAAAAUUUACAGAACAAGAGUAUCUUCAUCACGGGCUGCACUGGGUUUCUUGCAAAGAUAUUUGUGGAGAAGAUACUGAGAGUUCUACCGCAAGUGAAACGUUUGUACCUUCUGAUCCGUGCCCCUGAUGCCAAAUCUGCCAAACAUCGCCUGGACACCCAGGUGAUAAGCAAGGAGUUGUUCAGAGUCUUGAGAACUAAACAUGGAGACGAAUUCAAUUCCUUCAUUUCCGAAAAGCUUUGCCCUGUCGCCGGUGAUAUGGCAGUGGAGGACUUGGGGAUCCAAGAAACUCAUCUCAAAGUGGUGAUCAUGAGGGAAGUCGAUAUUAUCGUAAAUGUUGCUGCAACUACCACCUUUGAUGAAAGGUACGACAUAGCGUUGAACAUCAAUGCCUUGGGAGCUGAUCGACUGAUGGCCUUUGCUCAACGAUGCCACAGACUGCAGAUGUUCCUCCAUGUCUCCACAGCCUAUGUUUGUGGAUCCAACUCCGGCUUGAUUAUGGAGAAACCAAUCCGAAUAGAGGAAACACCAAACGGAGAGUCUAAUCUUGACAUAGAAAAGGAGCUGCAGCUGGUGGAGAAGAAACUAGAGGAGCUCCAAGCUAGAGGAGUUGAGAAGGCGGAAGAAACAGCAGCUAUGAAAGAGUUAGGCCUCAAUAGGGCAAGGUCUUUUGGUUGGCCUAAUUCAUAUGCAUUUACGAAGGCCAUGGGAGAAAUGCUGAUCGGUGAGUCCAGAAGAGAUCUGCCGCUGGUGAUCAUCCGUCCAACCAUAAUCGAAGCCACUUUGGCAGAUCCUUUCCCUGGCUGGAUUGAAGGUUUCAGAACUGCAGGAAGCGUAAUCAUGAGCUAUGCCAAGGGCAAGUUGAAAUGUUUCCCUGCAAAUGCGGAACUCCCUAUGGAUGUGAUCCCUGCAGACAUGGUGGUGAAUGCUAUGGUGGUUUCAAUGGUGGUACAUUCACGACAAUCUGCAUCAUUCAUCUACCAUGUUGGAUCGAGCAAACAAAAUCCAACGAGUAAUUCCGUACUGGCAAAUUGCGCUUACCGCUACUUCUCUAGUAAUCCAGUCAAAGGGAAGGAUGGCAGGGCCAUUAGCAUCGACCAACCUUUCUUCUACACUAGCAUGGAUAAUUUCAGAAAGUACAUGAACUUCUACUAUAAUAUGCCCUUACAGGCUUUGAGGCUGGCAAAUCUUGCACUGUUCAAUAUUUGUGGUCGCUUGCUCAAGGAUCUCACAAGGAAGUAUAAUUUCAUCAUGUACUUGGCUGAGCUCUACGAACCCUACGUCUUCUUUGAUGGAAGAUUUGACGAUAGCAACACGGAGGGAUUGAGGAAGGCCAUGAAAGCCGGUGGCAUGGAGGAGGGUUGGUUCAACUUCGAUCCCAAGUGUAUUAACUGGGAAGAAUAUUAUAUGAAGGUGUACUACCCAGGACUUGUGCGAUAUGCGAUGAUGCAGAAGUGA